UAGUUUGUCCUCCUCACCUUUGAUGAUGCAGUUAACGUCAAUAACAUGGUGCUAUACCGCAGCUUACUCGGGAAUCGUCGGAGCUCCAACAACUGUCCUGUUGCGGCCACCUUCUUCGUGAACCACGAAUACACCGACUACACUCUGGUCAACGAGCUGUACAAUGCUGGCCAUGAAAUCGCUCUCCAUUCCAUCACUCAUCAAGUCCCGACCGACUAUUGGAGGGAUGCUGACUACGCCACCAUGAUGAGAGAGAUUGGUGACCAACGAAGUCAGAUUGCUCAUUUUGCGAAUAUUCCCAUUAACACUGUCCACGGUGUUCGUUUACCGUUCCUCCAAAUGUCUGGAAAUGCUUCCUUCCAAAUGAUGGCCAGUGCCGGACUUACUUACGACAUAAGUUGGCCCACCAACGCCCUUAGAGAGCCGGGUUUAUGGCCUUAUACCCUCAACUUUAGAUCGACUCAAGACUGUGUAAUCCCUCCGUGCCCAACUGCAUCAAUUCCUGGUCCAUGGGUCAUUCCCAUGAUCACCUGGACUGAUUUGCAAGGACUACCCUGCUCAAUGGUCGACAAUUGUUUCCACCACCCUCACGGAGCGGAUCAAGAAGGCUGGUUCCAGUUCAUCAUGCGCAACUUCCAGAGACACUAUAACGGAAACCGUGCGCCUUUCGGCUUCUACGUACACGAAUGGUUCGUCCGGAUCAAUCCUGGCCUCAGAUUUGCGUUGGAGCGAUUCUUAGAUUUCCUCAGCAACCUCGAUGAUGCAUUCAUGGUCAACGCCAAGGAAGUGGCUAACUGGGUGCAGAACCCUGUCUCAGUCAACAAUUACCGUCAGAGACCAUGCAGGAGCCAUGUGCGUGCCCCAUGCAGCGCCACCUUCUGCGGACCCUUGCGCGCUCCUGCCGACAACAAAAACUACUACAUGCAGGUGUGCAGCAGAUGCCCGCGAGUCUACCCCUGGAUUAACAACCCCCUUGGAUUGUAAAAGAGAAGAUACACUGAUAACUAGCGGCCCAGUCAAGCUUCGCUUUGACUUCUUCAACUUGACAACUUCACCCCAUUGGCUAGUACUACCUAAGCAACUAAUAAGCUAUAGCUAUAUAGACGACAAACAGAAACUUUAGCCGCUUAUAAUAUAUGGGUUGGCAAUUAUUUUGACCGUCAUCAGUCAGUCAGAUUCUGUAAAUUUUAUAAUUGACAGAAUCAAGACCGGGAGCCGCAGCAGAAAAAACUGAAACCGGUAAUUUACACAUAUAUCUCUGACUGAGAGUUACUUAAUUGUUCCUUUAGCCGGGGAUACCCUUGGGACAUGGAGUCGCAGUGCCAAAAAAAUCCCCGGAUCAUUUUACCGCGGCUAGUUGACAGAAGCUGACUCAUUUUUGCACAAAGGAUCAGCCUGGCUAUCUAGGGCGAGAAAUGAAGCCAGUAUUCUAGCCACAAUACAAUGUGGGCAUAAUUUGUAUAGUCAUUAGGAUAAGUUAGUUUAAGUUCCGUUGUAUUCUUUUUUUUAUUUAUAAAAAUAAUAUUAAAUGCACCAUGUUUAAAAAAAAUAUAAUUAAAUAAAUCUCCCGA
This is a messenger RNA of Bicyclus anynana (squinting bush brown), 1571 nucleotides long. Its product is annotated as chitin deacetylase 8-like. Bases 46 to 984 code for a protein of 312 amino acids. Gene Ontology annotation, molecular function: hydrolase activity, acting on carbon-nitrogen (but not peptide) bonds. Gene Ontology annotation, biological process: carbohydrate metabolic process. The record is from RefSeq and is a predicted model, not a curated record. Lineage: Eukaryota; Metazoa; Arthropoda; Insecta; Lepidoptera; Nymphalidae. The transcript is spliced from 5 exons.